This is a messenger RNA of Paralichthys olivaceus (Japanese flounder), 1139 nucleotides long. The record is from RefSeq and is a predicted model, not a curated record. Lineage: Eukaryota; Metazoa; Chordata; Actinopteri; Pleuronectiformes; Paralichthyidae.
CUUCCUGGAGGACAGUUAAUACCGUUUUGCCAUUAAUCAUGAGUAGACGACAAGCAUGAGUGACCAGACACAGAUCAAAUGAUGUCUCAAGAAUCAGUUGAUAUCCGACGUCUGCAUCACAGGGUGCUGAUAGCUGCAUUGAUCGUCCUUUCCCAAGACCUGAGCAGCAGAGGAGGAGCACAGGCAUGGACUUACAACUACAGCAUCACCCCGAACCGGAAGUGGCCGAUGGCCCGCCAGUGGUGUCAGGAGCACUUCAUAGACAUGGUGACCAUCCAGAGCCAGGAGGAAACUGACUUCAUCAACAAACUGCUGCCAUCCAACUCAAAAUAUUACUGGAUAGGCAUCCACAAAGUGGAUGGAGCAUGGACGAGGGUGGGGACAGAUGAGCUUGUGCCAGAAGACGCCCAGAACUGGGCAACAGAGGAGCCGGAUAGCAUAGCGGGUCAGGACUGUGUGGAGAUCUAUAUCAAGAGGAAUGAGGACAUGGGCAUGUGGAACAAUGAGAAGUGCACAACCAAGAAGGGAACUGUCUGCUACUCAGCCUCUUGUACACAGGAUUCCUGCAGUGCACAUGCAGAAUGUGUAGAGACCGUAGGGAACUAUACCUGCCAGUGUCAUCCAGGUUUCCAUGGCCCACGCUGUGAAGAGGCAAUCGCAUGCAAACCCCUGCUGGAUCCAGAACACGGUUCUCACCACUGUUUCCAUCUCUACGGGUCCAAUCGUUUCAACUCUUCCUGUCGUUUCCACUGUGAACUUGGCUUUCGCUUGGUAGGCGUGCCCCAACUCUUAUGCCAAACCAGUGGACAUUGGAGCCACGUUGUGCCUCAGUGUCAAGUUGAACAGUGUCCAGUUCUGAACCACACCAACAGCAGUGGAGGUAGAGUGAACUGCAGCCACCCCAUCGCACCUUACAGCUACAACUCCACCUGUGAAGUCAGGUGUGACGAAGGAUAUGAGCUCAGUGGAAACGAACACAUACGCUGUGACCACACAGGCCAGUGGACAGCCAGUGUCCCAGCAUGCACAGGUAAAAUUAUUGUUUUUACCUUCAAGUGAUACAUUUGAACAAAAUAAUGUUUAAACAUAUAAUAUGUAACUCUGGCCACGAAGAGUUCUUCAAUCAAAACAAAAGAACA